Molecule: messenger RNA, 790 nt
Organism: Magnolia sinica
Lineage: Eukaryota; Viridiplantae; Streptophyta; Magnoliopsida; Magnoliales; Magnoliaceae
Product: superoxide dismutase [Cu-Zn] 2-like
Exons: 8
Coding region: 46-690 (214 amino acids)
Biological process (GO): removal of superoxide radicals
Molecular function (GO): copper ion binding; superoxide dismutase activity
Source: RefSeq, a predicted model, not a curated record
AACCCUCCAUCUCUCUCUGUCUCUCUCAUAACCCUCUUUUCUGCCAUGACCACGUCAGAUAGCAGGAGCUCAUCUCUCAAACCUCUGAUCUCUCUAAUCUUCCUUCUCUCCUUUCCACGGACUUCUCUCUCUUACAGGCCAGGAGACACGUUCCCCAUGAGCAAGAUGGCCCAAUAUCACUCUGAAGAGGCAGCCAAACAGGCUUCAAUGGCAGCUGCUGGAGCUCUCAAGGCCGUGGCUAUCAUCACCGGCGACAACAGAAGCAUCAGAGGCUCUCUUCAGUUCGUCCAGGAUAUCAACGGAGCCACCCAUGUCAUUGGGAAGAUCACAGGCCUCUCUCCGGGCCUCCAUGGAUUCCAUAUUCAUGCGCUCGGCGACACCACCAACGGAUGCAAUUCCACUGGUCCUCACUUCAAUCCAUUGAAGAAGAAUCAUGGAGCUCCCACUGACCAAGAACGGCACGCGGGUGACCUGGGAAACAUAGUUGCUGGACAAGAUGGAGUAGCUGAAGUUCGUCUGAUGGAUAUGCAGAUUCCUCUAAGCGGGCCGCAUUCAAUACUAGGAAGGGCUGUCGUUGUUCAUGCUGAUCCUGAUGAUCUUGGCAGAGGUGGGCAUGAGCUAAGCAAGACAACAGGAAAUGCGGGUGCCAGGAUCGGAUGUGGUAUCAUUGGACUUCAAUCAGCAGUUUAGCCGUGUUUCUACAUGUAUCUCUCUACACUAGUGGAUGUUUGAUAUCAAGAAACAUACAACUCUCUCUCUCUCUCUCUCUCUCUCUCUCUCUCUCUCUCUC